UGUGCAAUCACAUAUACACCCGACUUAACUGAUCGAAGACGCUCCACGUUUCAGCGUUUGACCGCUACACGCUUGUAUAUACUUUGAGAAGGCCGAAAAAUAAACAUUGGGAGACCUUCUUCACAGAAUUAGAGAAGUCGGUUGAACUGCAGCACGUGUCAUUCUGAAGUUUAAACUGACGCCGAAGAGUAAACUCAGGUUGGACAUGCCAGGAGCGGCCAGACUGCGGGUGUAGUCACUGAGCAGCUGCAGUGUGAGGGGGAGGGAAGAAGAUGGGUGAGACCAAGGACGAGAAGAGCUCCCAGGCUGGGCAGCUCUUUGAGAACUUUGUUCAGGCCUCCACAUGCAAGGGCACCCUGCAGGCCUUCAACAUUAUGUGUCGGCAACUGGAGCUGGACCCAAUGGACCACAAGAACUUCUACAGCAAGCUGAAGGCCCAGGUUACUACCUGGAAGGCUAAAGCCCUAUGGAGCAAGCUGGACAAGAGAGCUGCCCACAAAGAGUACAAGAAGGCAAAGGCUUGCACCAGCAAAAAGUGCCUGAUCAUUGGAGGUGGCCCCUGUGGCCUGCGCACAGCAAUCGAGCUGGCCUUGCUGGGAGCCAAAGUGGUGGUGAUUGAGAAGAGGGACGCCUUUUCUAGGAACAACGUGCUGCAUCUCUGGCCCUACACCAUCCAUGACCUGAGGGCCCUGGGUGCCAAGAAGUUCUACGGAAAGUUCUGUGCUGGAGCCAUAGACCACAUCAGUAUUCGUCAGCUACAGCUCAUUCUGCUGAAGGUCUGCUUGAUCAUGGCUGUGGAGGUCCAUGUCAACAUAGAGUUCAUCAAGCUGCUGGAGCCCCCAGAAGACCAGGAGAAUGAAGGGCCUGGGUGGAGGGCUGAGAUCUUGCCUGGCGAUCACCCCGUUUCCAGCUUUGAUUUUGACGUGGUGGUGGGGGCAGACGGACGUAGAAACACACUGGAGGGAUUCAGAAGAAAAGAGUUCCGCGGGAAGCUGGCCAUCGCCAUCACCGCCAACUUCAUUAACAGGAACACCACUGCUGAGGCCAAGGUGGAAGAGAUCAGUGGAGUGGCUUUCAUCUUCAACCAAAAGUUCUUUCUUGAGCUGAAGGAGGAGACAGGGAUUGAUCUGGAGAACAUUGUGUACUACAAAGACAACACUCACUACUUUGUCAUGACAGCCAAGAAGCAGAGCCUGCUGGACAAAGGAGUCAUCAUUCAUGACUACAAUGACACAGAGAUGCUCCUGAGCUGUCAGAAUGUCAACCAGGAGGCCCUGCUGUCCUAUGCACGUGAGGCGGCUGACUUUGGUACAAACUACCAGCUGCCAUCUCUGGACUUCGCCAUGAACCACAACGGACAGCCAGAUGUGGCAAUGUUUGACUUUACCUGCAUGUAUGCCUCAGAGAAUGCGGCGCUGGUGCGGGAGAGCGUUGGCCACCAGCUCCUGGUGGCACUUGUGGGAGACAGCCUGCUGGAGCCCUUCUGGCCCAUGGGCACUGGGUGUGCACGUGGGUUCUUGGCAGCCUUCGACACAGCAUGGAUGGUGAGGAGUUGGGCACAGGGCAGAGCACCCCUUGAGAUACUAGCAGAGAGGGAAAGCAUUUACAGACUUUUGCCCCAGACAACCCCUGAAAACAUCAGCAAGAACUUUGAACAGUACACCAUUAACCCAGCCACCCGGUACCCCAACCUCAACUCUAACUGUGUCAGGCCACAUCAGGUGAGCCACCUGUUCAUCAAUGGGGAGAUGUCGCCAUGCUCACUAGUGCGAGCCAGCUCAAUGCGCAAACCAGUUAAUCUCUCCCGACAGGAGUCAGAUGUACGACCUAGCCGGCUGUUGACCUGGUGCCAGAAGCAGACGGAAGGCUACAAGAACGUAAACGUGUUAGACCUCACCACCUCCUGGAAGAGUGGCCUUGCACUGUGUGCUCUCAUUCACCGCUUCAGGGCUGAUCUCAUUGACUUUGACUCGCUAAAUGAGGAAGACUCGGCGAAGAACAACCAGUUGGCCUUCGAUAUUGCUGAGCACGAGUUUGGCAUCUCACCUGUGACAACAGGGAAAGAGAUGGCAACCAACCAGGAGCCAGACAAGCUGAGCAUGGUCAUGUACCUCUCCAAGUUCUAUGAGAUGUUCCGGGGCACACCAAUACCUGUCAGAGGUCCCAGAGUAGAGACUGAUGAAAACAAUGAGGACUGUUCAUCAAAGCCGGCCAACUCUGUUUACAGCUUGAUGAACCUAAGGCAGCCGCGAAAACGGAUACCUAAGGACGACAAGAAGCUAGAGGACAAUGACUCCGCAAACAAAAAAAGACGAAAGGGCGGCAGUUAUUUAGAAGAGGCAACCAACCUCUCCAGUCAGAGUGCUCCCUCUGUGGGUGAAGGCGGAGAACAGAAGGAAAACAAAGUCAGGUCCAUGGUAACCCAACUGCUGGCCAAAAUUGAGAAGAACGACCCCAACAGCAUUCACAGACAGUCUGAGCCUGACAUCAAUCUUGCUAAGCCGCCAAGACCACCCUCUCUCGACAUGGCCGAGAACCCGCGAUUCGCUCAGCCCAAGGCUCAAGCCCCUCCCCCCCCUCCACCCAAAUGGCAGUUUCAGUCAUCCGACAGCAUGAAAUAUGCAGUGGGGCUCGCUGUUCCGCCCCUGGCCAGCCCACAGCACAUUCCCAGGAAACCCAAACAGGCUGAUCAAACACGCGCACCACCGCCGUCACUGUCAUCGGAGAGCACACCCAACCCAGAUUACCCAGACUCCCCGGCUUCCUGCCGAUCCACCUUCCUGGCUGUGUCAGGAAUGCUCCAGCGUCUCCAACGGCUGGAGGAGAAGAUCAGCCAGAAGAAAGCUCAGACCCAAAAUGCUAGAGAGUUUCACAAAAAGAGUAUAAAGGAGAAGGCGGUCCACCUGUGCUCACUCUUCUCAGGGCACAAGGCUGAGUCUCCCCAGACAGGCUUGCCUGCCCCCAGGCUCCCCACCACCAGGCCCAAAAUCACCCCAGCCUGCCUUCCCCCAGAAUCCUCUAUUUUCCAUUUCACUUCUCAUGACUCCGCUUCAUCUCCUUCAUGCCAACAGCAGGAGCUAGAUAUGCACCCUACUAAGAAAGGCGAAUCCAGUGAGCAGUUGAGUGAGGCACAUGUGUGCAAUGGCAUUGCCACAUCAUAUCUGCUCUUUAAAACACAGACCAACAGAUCUGAGUCCAACCCAGCUCAGUCCUUAAACUCCUCCAAACAGAGGACUGUGGGGAAGGUGUCCUUGGUCAUUGGCACAAUGGCUGAAACAAUAGUCACCCUUUAUGAAAACGAUCACAGGCCCAAAGCUGCUUUUUCGCCUGCCUCCUCGGUUCCCAUGUUGAAGCAGCUUCCUCAGAACUUUGGUGGCAGUGACAUAUGUCACUUCUGCAAAAAGCGUGUGUACGUUAUGGAGCGGCUCAGCGCUGAAGGACGAUUCUUCCACAGGGAGUGUUUUCGUUGUCACACCUGCAGCACCCUAUUGAGCCUGGGUAGAUACACCUUUGACCCCGAGCACGGCAAGUUCUACUGUACUGUUCAUUUUGCGCAAAGGAAGUCUAGAAUGAACACUCGGACUGUUGAACCACAAAAGGACACGAAAGCUAGACCCCUGGAGGGCACCGGGAUGCCAUCUACUGAUAGCACCGACACCUGCUUUACCACGGGCAGCCUACGGAGCCAGCCCCCAGAAGCUACUUAUCCUCCUGAAGGCCAUGCAAGAGCUGUCUCUUGUUCUUCCAGGCACCUCUGAAGAUGCUAAUUUGACCUAUUUGACAAAAAUAUUACCAAUUUUGUCCUGUACGUUUAAGGCUGUAUUUAUAAUAAU
Megalops cyprinoides (Indo-Pacific tarpon) is the source of this 3833-nucleotide messenger RNA. RefSeq names its product F-actin-monooxygenase MICAL2-like. The record is from RefSeq and is a predicted model, not a curated record. Bases 273 to 3758 code for a protein of 1161 amino acids. The transcript is spliced from 27 exons. Gene Ontology annotation, molecular function: protein binding; FAD binding. Lineage: Eukaryota; Metazoa; Chordata; Actinopteri; Elopiformes; Megalopidae.